AUGUCGCCUCCUACUUCCGAAUACUCGCCUCGCCCGUCGAUCGAGAUCGAGAAGCAGAACCUUCUGGAGUCUGGAAGCAGUCAAGUCCCGCCAAAGAGGAAGCGAUUCCUGUUCUCGCAUGUCCUGACUCUAUACAUGGUCAUCGGCUUCUUGCUCUUCACAAUCGCCGUCAUGGCGAGGGAUCUGUGGAGGAAGCCCAAGGAUCCAUCGCUGCAGGUUUAUUCCCCCGCAGCCAGCGCCGUCGAGUACAUCCCCAAGCAGCAUUUCCGCGCCGCCCUCUUCAACCAGACGGAAUACAUGGGCUUCCCCACGGACGAGACGGACAGGCUGUGGUCGGACCUGUAUAACUUCGGAAUCUCCACCAUCACCGAAGACGAAGCCCGCCAGCUGCACACGCCCACGCUCCCCAUCCCCGGAACAAAGCGGUACCUCGUGCUGCUGGACGUCUGGCACGAGCUGCACUGCCUCAACGACCUGCGCAAGAUCCUCUACCCGGAGCGGUACGCGGAGGACUCGCUCGAGAGCCUGAAGUUCCCCAAUGGGACGAUCAACCGCGACACGGACAUGUUUCGGCACUGGGACCACUGCAUCGACUCCCUCCGCCAAUCGCUCAUGUGCCACGCGGACAUCUCCCCGAUCCCCUUCCACGUCAACGUCCCCGCCAGCAAGGGGAUAUUCCCGCGCCUCGCGACAACGCAUACGUGCCGCAAUUUCACCAGGAUCCAGGAGUGGGCGCGGGAGCGCUUCGCGGGGGUUUGGGAGGUCGAGCUGGAGGCUGAGGCGGCGCAGCGGAUUAUCGACACGGCCGGGUUCUCGCAGGAUCCAGAGGAGGAUAUACAGUUUCUUUACAACCUUUUCCCGGGGAAUCUGUUCUUUGAAUACUGGAGGGAGCAUGAGGGAGAUGGGAUUAGACAUUAG
Molecule: messenger RNA, 918 nt
Organism: Aspergillus mulundensis
Lineage: Eukaryota; Fungi; Ascomycota; Eurotiomycetes; Eurotiales; Aspergillaceae
Product: oxidase ustYa family protein
Exons: 4
Coding region: 1-918 (305 amino acids)
Biological process (GO): mycotoxin biosynthetic process
Source: RefSeq, a predicted model, not a curated record